UGGUGUUUGUUAUUGGGAAUCUCUCUACCCAUCUCCAAAAGUCCAAAGUGAGAUAAAACGGAGGCAACCACCCAAAUAGGCGGAGGCAGGCAGACCACAGCUGUGCGAACGGCAACCCAAUUGACCCAACAGCCAAGAAAGCAAGCAAAGCAAUAAGAGAAGAGAAUAAAAGAGAAGCUAUGCCAGUCUUCAAGACCCCAUUCAAUGGCUACGCCGUAAAGUUCAGCCCGUUCUACGAGAACCGCCUCGCAGUUGCCACCGCACAGAAUUUCGGCAUCCUGGGCAACGGCCGCGUUCAUGUCCUCGAUCUCCCCCCGGCCCCCGGAGCCCCCAUCACCGAGCUUUGCGCCUUCGAUACCGCCGACGGUGUCUACGACUGCACCUGGUCCGAGGACAAUGACAACCUCCUCGUAACUGCCAUCGCCGAUGGCUCCGUCAAGCUCUGGGACCUCGCCUUACCACCCACUUCCAAUCCAAUUCGCUCCCUCCACGAACACUCUCGCGAGGUUCACUCCGUCGAUUGGAAUCCAGUUCGCAGAGACUCCUUCUUGACCUCUUCCUGGGACGACACCGUCAAGCUCUGGACCGUCGAUCGACCCGCUAGCGUCCGUACCUUCAAAGAGCACGCCUAUUGCGUUUAUUCCUCUGUUUGGAAUCCUCGCCAUGCCGACGUCUUUGCAUCCGCUUCCGGCGACUGUACCGUCCGUAUCUGGGAUGUUCGCGAGCCGGGUUCCACCAUGAUCAUCCCUGCUCAUGAAUUGGAGAUUCUGUCUUGCGAUUGGAACAAGUACGAUGAUUGCCUUAUUGCCACUUCUUCAGUUGAUAAGUCGAUUAAGGUUUGGGAUGUGAGGAAUUUCCGGAUUCCAAUCGCGGUGCUCAAUGGGCACACUUAUGCUGUGAAAAAAGUGAAGUUCUCACCUCACAGGGAUAGUAUGAUUGCGUCUUGCUCGUAUGAUAUGACUGUUUGUUUGUGGGAUUAUCGGGUGGAAGAUGCUCUUGUUGGGAGAUACGAUCAUCAUACGGAGUUUGCGGUUGGGGUCGAUAUGAGUGUGCUUGUGGAAGGCCUUUUUGCGAGUACUGGUUGGGACGAGCUUGUUUAUGUUUGGCAACAUGGGAAUGACCCCAGAGCACCUUGAAAUGAGU
Messenger RNA from Telopea speciosissima, 1143 nucleotides. RefSeq names its product peroxisome biogenesis protein 7-like. The record is from RefSeq and is a predicted model, not a curated record. Gene Ontology annotation, biological process: protein import into peroxisome matrix. Gene Ontology annotation, molecular function: protein binding. Lineage: Eukaryota; Viridiplantae; Streptophyta; Magnoliopsida; Proteales; Proteaceae. The transcript has a single exon. The coding region runs from base 180 to 1136 and encodes 318 amino acids. Gene Ontology annotation, cellular component: peroxisomal matrix; cytosol.